Messenger RNA from Bemisia tabaci, 639 nucleotides. Lineage: Eukaryota; Metazoa; Arthropoda; Insecta; Hemiptera; Aleyrodidae. The record is from RefSeq and is a predicted model, not a curated record.
AUCCCGGAGCUGGCCGGAUUCUGGAUGCUGUCGUUCCUGCUGCAACUGCCCCUUCAACUAUUCCUGCUGGCCAACGAGGGUGUGCGCCCGACGGGGGUUGAGCGGGCCGUGCAGGGCGUCGAGGUGGCCCUUCUCCUGGCCCAGCUCGGCACCGGCUUCGUGGCCCUCCGCACGACCGCCGCCCACCAGGCCCACAAGUUCCACCUGGCCCAGUUCCUCGCCCCCGGGCCGGGCGCCUUCAAAGAGGCCGCCGGCAGCACGCCCGACGCCCCGCGCGACGAGGACCCCUUCCACGACGUCCGACGCAACCCGCGAGGCACCGAGAACCCCUUCGAGGACAUGCAACGCAACCUUCUCGUCUCCGACCAACUCUUCCGGGACGCCGAACGCAUCCCCCUCGCUAGCAUUUCAAGAGGAUCGUCCACCAAAACUGAUUAACACCAACGAUCAGAAAUGGGCCAGAAGACGAGGUCUCAACUAGGAUAAUACACCGAAAAAAAGAUGCUGAUUCAAUAUUCUGGAUUUAAAACAGUGUGCAAAAACUCACAUACUCACAAAACAGUGAAUUAACCGCUACAGCAGUUACUUUAGCAAUGUCGAGAUGUAAAACUAACUGCUGCGGCGGUUAAUUCAGCGUUU